CGACGAACCAAGCGCCAUCACGAUAUUAUAUUAAUAUGUAAGCUGCUCAACGUUAUUGGCGGCUGGCCACGGGUUCCACUCUUCGGAUUCCAAUGCUUCCAAAUUCGCAAGUUGUUCAAAUACCACUAAUCGUGUGGUCAUACCCAGGCUCAGGCUUUAGUUGAUCUGUCUUCCCAGAAACCAUGGACAGCGCACCUACAGAUUCUACUCACCUGGAUUGGAGCAACGUCGGCCUCGGCUUCUCCUUCAUUAUUUUCAAUGCCCUCAUUUCUACUUCGCUACAACUCGGAGUAGGAUCGUCGCUACUCUCCGCGGCUAUACGAUGUGUAGUGCAGUUGGGGCUAGUGGCGAUGGUGUUGCAGAAAGUGUUCGAGACAAAUAAUCCAUGGGCAGUGGGCGGUAUUGCAUGUUUGAUGAAUUUACUAGGAACUGUCGAGGCAGUUAUAAACAAGUCUAAAAAGCGCUACAAUUACAUGUUCUCUUGCGUACUGUUUGGUAUGCUGUGCUCGACGAUACCUGUCUCUAUCAUUGGCAUCCGCUUCGCCAUGGUCAUAGAGCCGUUCUGGAAGCCCGAACAAUAUAUUCCAAUUGUUGGUAUGUUAUGUGGAGGCACGGUCUCGGGAAUCGUUGUUGCCGUGUCCUAUGUACUGCGGGAGAUAUACGACAAUCGCGACAAAGUCGAAAUGUACCUCUCAUUUGGAGCAUCGCGUUUUGAAGCAUGUAGACCUGUUGCACGAGAAGCUCUCCGUCUUGCACUGGCUCCAACGAUCAGCCAAAUGAGCGUGAUCGGAAUCAUUGCUAUUCCAGGCAUGAUGACCGGUGCCAUACUUGGUGGCUCUUCAGUUCAGCAGGCAGCGCGGCUCCAGAUGGUUAUCAUGUUUAUGAUUUCCGCCUCCACAGCACUUGCAGCGAUUAUCACCACGGUUACAACGCUUGCUAUCGUCGUCGAUAACGAGGACCGCCUCCGCCCAGACCGCGUCGAUGUACGCGACCAUCCGGUCUGGCGUGCGAGGAACUGGCUCUUCAGUCGAGCAGUGGACGGGGUGAAACAUACGGUGCGGAGCUGUCGUGGGCUCAUACGCAAGGACCGACAGAAUGGGGUUGCGGAGACGGACAGGUUGCUGGGCUGAUGCUCAUCCUGUUCGAUCUAUCAAACUAUAAUUUUUUUCUGCGUGGUGUCCACACCCUUCGUUCAGAUCCUAUCGUUUAUGGACGAUUAUUCUAUACCCAAUGGUGGAAAUACAUAAACAUUGUUACUAUGU
Messenger RNA from Suillus plorans, 1262 nucleotides. RefSeq lists its product as uncharacterized. The record is from RefSeq and is a predicted model, not a curated record. Bases 183 to 1130 code for a protein of 315 amino acids. NCBI's taxonomy places the organism in Eukaryota, Fungi, Basidiomycota, Agaricomycetes, Boletales, Suillaceae. The transcript is spliced from 8 exons.